Messenger RNA from Coccinella septempunctata (seven-spotted ladybird), 3855 nucleotides. It is a transcript of the gene SMC2, whose product is annotated as structural maintenance of chromosomes protein 2. The record is from RefSeq and is a predicted model, not a curated record. NCBI's taxonomy places the organism in Eukaryota, Metazoa, Arthropoda, Insecta, Coleoptera, Coccinellidae. Gene Ontology annotation, biological process: chromosome organization. Gene Ontology annotation, molecular function: ATP hydrolysis activity; protein binding; ATP binding. The coding region runs from base 220 to 3729 and encodes 1169 amino acids. The transcript has 14 exons. Gene Ontology annotation, cellular component: chromosome.
UUUCUGCCGUCUCCUGUCUAAUUCGAUUUUGGAAUUUUCAGAGUCCGUUAAACUUCAUAAGUGGAGUAAAUAAUAACCAAAUUAUAUUAAGUGACGAAAUAUAAGGUUGAUUUGAAAGAACUAAAAAGAGAUUCCAUUAAACAGAAUUUUAAAUGAUCAUUCAAUCACCAUGUAUACUCUCUAGUCGUUAACAUACUUUUCAGACAGUUUUCUUUCAAGAUGUACAUUAAAAGCAUCGUCCUAGACGGUUUCAAAUCAUAUGGCCAAAGAACUGAAGUUUCUGGGUUUGAUGAUCAAUUUACAGCUAUAACUGGCCUUAAUGGAAGUGGAAAAUCGAACAUUUUAGAUGCUAUUUGUUUUGUUUUAGGAAUCACUAAUUUAAGUCAUGUAAGAGCAGCAAACCUUCAAGACCUUAUAUUCAAAAGUGGACAAGCAGGUGUAAAUAAAGCAACUGUUUCUAUAACUUUUGAUAAUACUAAUCCUGCACAACAACCACCAGGUUUUGAAAAUUUCAAAGAAAUUACAGUCACUAGGCAAAUAAUUUUAGGUGGUAAAAAUAAAUAUCUCAUUAAUGGUUCAAAUGUUACCAAUAAACGAGUCCAGGAUCUAUUCUGCUCUAUACAAUUGAAUGUUAAUAAUCCUCACUUCUUGAUUAUGCAAGGAAAAAUAACAAAGGUUUUAAAUAUGAAACCCCCAGAGAUUUUAGCCAUGUUAGAAGAAGCAGCUGGUACUAGAAUGUAUGAAGUGAAGAGGCAAGUUGCUCUUAAAACAAUUGAGAAGAAAGAUGCCAAGCUAACAGAAUUUAAAGAAAUAGUUGCUGAGGAAAUCAUGCCCAAAUUGAAUAAAUUGAAAGAAGAGAGAGCUCAAUUUUUGGAGUUUCAGAGAAUGGAACGAGAACUACAAUAUAUGCUUGGUGUUCACAAGGGUUGGCAAUAUCAUGUUUCUAUCAGAUUAACUAAGAAAGCUGAAGAAGCAUUAGAAGGAGCUAACAAAAAAGUACAGGUCCUAGAACAAGAGAUAGAGACUAAUAAGAAUAAUGUCAAUAAUAUGGAGGAAACUAUUAAGUGCUUAAUGCAAAGUAACCAAUCAGAAGCUUCUGAAAGAUUGAAAGCACUGGAGAAUGAAUUGAAAGAAAAAAUUGCAAUUGAAGCUAAAGCAAAAGCUUCUGCUAAAGGUAUAACUGAUGAAAUUGCAAAUGAAGAUAAAAAAAUAAAAACUUUAGAAAAGAAUCUUAGAGAUGACAGUAAAGCUCUGGUGUCUAAGGAAAAUGAGCUGAGUAAGGUACAAUCUCUUUUUGAAACACUGAAAGAAAAUGAUGCUAAAGACAAAGAGGCCCUAUCACUAGCACAAAAGAAAUAUGAAGCUUUGGCAGCAGGAAUGGAAGUUAAUGAAGAAGGAAAAACACAGUCUUUACAAGAACAACUCAUGGUGGCUAAGCAAGAAGCAGCAGAAGCCAAUACACAACGUAAACAAGCAAGCAUGGAAUUGAGUUUUUGCCAAAAUUCACUGAGAGAGAAACAAAAAACCCUUGGAACAAAUGCUGCUGAUUAUCAGAAGGACAAGGUCAAUCUAGAUAAAAUAGUGAAAGAAUGUGCUACAAUAGAACAAGCUUUGGGACAAAUCAAUUAUUCAGAAGAGAGCAUGCAGCACUGGAGUACCAGAAGGUCCGAAAUGAGAAAGGAAAUUCAUAAAAUAAGGGAGAGAUUGGACAACUUUGAAGCUCACAGACCUUACUCACAGUUCAAGUACAGAGAUCCAGAGACAAAUUUCAACAGAAAUAGGGUGAAUGGCGUAGUGUGUCGCUUGAUACAAGUCAACGAUAAUAAAGCAUGUACAGCUUUAGAAACAGCUGCAGGAGGAAGGUUGUACAAUGUCGUUGUCGAUACAGAUUCAACAAGUAAGCUUUUAUUACAAAGAGGAAACUUACAAACAAGAACAACAUUCAUACCUCUAAAUAAGAUACAAUCUCAUGUAAUGGAUCAAAGAACCGUAAAAUUGGCUCAAGAUAUGUUUGGGAAAGAAAACGUUCAACCAGCUCUGUCUCUCAUAAAUUACGAUAAGAGAUUGAGACCUGCUAUGGAGUUCAUCUUCGGAAAUGUGUUUAUAUGCAGGGACAUGGAUAUAGCAAGACAAGUUACGUUUCACGAUCAAAUCAGAAAGAAGUGUGUUACAUUAGAUGGUGAUGUAACGGAUCCUUCAGGUACACUGAGUGGUGGAGCAAGACAAAGAGGGGGAUCCAUCCUUCUUGAAUUGAAGGAAAUAAAGAAUUUAGAGAAUCAACUAAUCCAAUUAGAGCAAGAACUCCAGCAAGUGGAAUAUGAAAUGAAGCAGAUGCAGAAUUAUCAAACCCAGUAUAAUCAGCUCAAGCAGAAGCUGGAAUUUAAGCAGCAUGAGUUGAGACUCAUCGAACAGAGAUUGCAGCAAACAGAGCACCACAGGCAACAAGAAGAAGUGAAUAAUCUUAAGAAACAAAUGGAGGAUCUGGUUGAAAGGGACCAAAAGUGUAAGGAAACUGAACAGAGAUGUAACCAGAAAGCAAAAGAAUUGGAGCUGAAAAUGAAGGACAUCAAAGGCUACAGGGAUAAGCAACUAAAAGAAGCUGAAAUUGAAAUGCAAAAAGCAAAACAAAAAGCUGAUAGGAGCCAAAAGGAAUGGGAAAAACAUGAGGACCAAUAUCAAACACUUACUUUGGAAAUUUCCGAAUUGAAGAAGGCAAUAGAAAACACCAAUACUCAACUUCAAUCUACCAUUGAAACUAUUGAGAAAUUAAAAGCAGCAGCAGAAGAUUCAAAUGGCAAUUUCGAAACAAUAAAAAAUAUGGUGCAAGAAUUGAAUGAGCAUGUGAUGAAAGAAAAAGCCGCAAUUGCCGCUCAAAAUAAAGAAAUCGAAAAGAAAGUUGCUCAAAAGGAAAAAAUACUUGAACGUAACAAUGAGCUACUUUUGGAAAUAAGGAAAAUCAACCACGAGACGAAAAAACUUGAGGAUGACCUUCGAAAUUGUCAAGGAAGGGAAGCAGAUUUGUCCAAGAAAUUAUCACAGGAAAAACAGUACUUGGAAGAGGGAGCUAAAAUGAGUGAUAAGGAAGGCCAGCAUUUAGAGAGACGAAUAAGAGAAAUGCAAGAAACCAAAAAUAAACUUGGCAGAAGGGUUAACACCAAGGCACAAACUAUGUUUGAACAAGAAGAAAAACAGUUUAAUGAGAUGAGAAAGAAGCAACAAAUUGUAGAAAACGAUAAGAAAAAAUUAUUGGCAGUGAUGGAAGAAUUAGACCAAAAGAAGAAACAGUCGAUCAAAUUGGCAUUUGAUCAAGUUUCCAAGGAUUUUGGAUCAAUAUUCAAUACGUUGCUUCCAGGCGCUAAUGCAAAACUUGCUGCUCCAUUUGGUUUGACUAUAUUAGAAGGAGUUGAGGUGAAAGUGUCCCUAGGCGGAGUUUGGAAAGAGAGCUUAACAGAACUCAGUGGCGGGCAGAGAUCUCUUGCAGCUCUUUCUUUGAUAUUGGCGAUGUUGCUUUUCAAACCAGCCCCCUUGUAUAUAUUAGAUGAAGUUGAUGCUGCCUUAGAUUUGUCGCACACCCAAAAUAUAGGAAACAUGUUGAAGGCUCAUUUCAAAAAGUCGCAGUUCAUCAUAGUGUCACUUAAGGAUGGUAUGUUUAAUAAUGCCAACGUUUUGUUCAGGACAAAAUUUGUUGAUGGAGUAUCGACUGUUCAGAGGACAACAAAUAAAUCUUAAAUUCAGUGUUCAUAUCACCAUUAUAUAGUCCUUGCUAUUAAUAUAAAAACUUUUCUUUGUGUCAUAUUUAUCAGAAGAUUCCUUAAGUUUUCUUUCAAGUGAAUUAUGAUCAAAAUAUGUCAGUAA